This is a messenger RNA of Fusarium venenatum, 324 nucleotides long. RefSeq names its product Cyanovirin-N. NCBI's taxonomy places the organism in Eukaryota, Fungi, Ascomycota, Sordariomycetes, Hypocreales, Nectriaceae. The record is from RefSeq and is a predicted model, not a curated record.
AUGGGAAACUUCCACGAGAGCUCCGAGAACAUCUGGCUUGAGGACGGCCACAUCCUCCAUGCCGAGUGCGGUAACGGUGAGGGUGAGAACGUCGAGUCUACUCUUGACCUUGACUACUACAUCGGUAACGACGACGGCGCUUUCCAGUGGGGCGGCGAGAGCUUCUCCGGCUCUGCUUCCGACAUCACCCUUGAAAUUGAGGGCGACGGUCAACCUAUCCUCCGCGCCCAGUUGAACCCCGUGGACGGUGAUCCUGUCUCGGCCGACAUCAACCUUGCCGAGCGUAUUGGCAAUGACUGCGGCACUCUCAUCUUCCUUGCUUAA